CCGUGGGGUCUGGCCCUCCAGGGUUGCUCGGGUCGCUCUAUAGGGUCGUGGGGCUGCGGGGAGGGGUGUUGCUCACCUGUGGCGAGACGGGACGACACGGGGCGACGCGGGGCGAGCAGCGUGAGCAGCGUGCGCAGCGUUUGCAGUAAUGGAACAGCUGCAGGAUCCCAUUAUGCAGGAAGAUGCAAGUAUUAAAGCUAUUAAUGAAGAGUACAGGAAAGCCUUUCUUUUUAUUAAUAAAGGACUGAAUACAGAUGAACUGGGUCAGAAGGAAGAGGCAAGAACUUAUUAUAAGCAAGGGCUUGACCACUUGCUCCGAGGAAUUAGCAUUCCGUCACAGGGUCCUGCAUGCGUAGGGUCCCAGUGGGAGUCUGCUAGGCAAAUGCAACAGAAGAUGAGGGAGACCCUGCAAAAUGUUCACACUCGACUUGGCAUUCUGGAACAAAACACCCCACCAGUACAAGUGAGUCCUGUGAUGGAUGCCCCUGAUGGAGUGCCCAGGUUGUACCCAUCCAUUCCUUCCAGAGAAAGACCAGAAAGACCCCCUGCCCCUAAUUCUCUACUUGUACCAAGUCAGCCACCUGAAGCUGAUGGAGGUGCUGCAGCUGUGAGCCUGGGGCAAAUUCCAGCUAUGAGUCCAUCUGCAAAGCCUCUUUGUCUGCCAAAUGAAGCACCUCCUGCCUAUACUCCUCAAGCUACUAAUGGCCAUUUUACAGUGUCCUAUGGCACAGACUCUGGGGAGUUUUCUUCUGUAAGUGAGGACUAUUACAGCAAGUGUACUCAGCCACCUCCCCUUGAAAACCUGGGAGUGGAUGCAGAUGAGCUGAUCUUGAUUCCCCAGGGGGUACAGAUAUUCUUCGUGACUCCUGAUGGGCAGGUUAGUGCUCCUUCAUAUCCUGGAUAUCUACGCAUUGUGAAGUUCUUGGAUACAGACAGUGAGACGGCCCAGAAUCGUCCACCUGCAUUUCUUCAGGUCUGUGACUGGUUAUAUCCUCUAAUGUGUAACCAGUCUCCUGUUCUGUGCUGCAAUACUGGAGUCUACAUGUUUCCUGACACGAUGUCCCAGAUACCGGGGUCCUAUGUGGGACUAGUGCUGUCUUCAGAACUUCCAGCCGCUGACAGAGAGCUGUUUGAGGAUCUCUUAAAACAGAUGUCUGACCUUCGAAUCCAGGUGCCAGGAUCCCAUGAGAGAUUAGGGUUAUCUUCAGAGCUCCCAGCAACUGAGAGAGUGCAUUUUGAAGAUAAAUUUAAACAGAUGUCUGGCCACAAAGUCCAGCCUUCAGAUACCUCUGGUGAUGUAAUUAACUUGUCUCAGACUGUACGGAUCGAACCACAACCUGAAGGAGCAGAAAAUCAGAAAGAGUUACCAGAAUGGAGUGAGAAAGUUGCUCAUGGAAUCUUGUCAGGUGCAUCUUGGGUAAGCUGGGGCCUAAUAAAAGGCGCAGAAUAUACUGGUAAAGCUAUACAUAAAGGAGCUUCUAAACUGCGUGAACACAUCCAACCAGAAGAAAAACCUCUGGAAGUCAAUCCAACUGUAGCAAAGGGACUUCAUGUAGCAAAACAGGCUACUGGAGGAGCUGUGAAAGUCAGCCAAUUCUUAGUUGAAGGAGUCUGUUCUAUAGCAAGCUAUGUUGGGAAGGAGCUGGCUCCACACGUGAAGAAGCAUGGCAGCAAAUUAGUUCCAGAGUCCCUCAAGAAAGAUAAAGAUGGCAGAUCCACAUUGGAUGGUGCUCUGGUGGUAGCAGCAAGUGGAGUUCAAGGGUUUUCAACAGUGUGGCAAGGUUUAGAAAGUGCAGCAAAGUGCAUUGCUAAAAGUGUUUCAACUGAGACUGUAAAAACUGUCAAAUACAAGUAUGGAGAUGAUGCUGGCCAUGCUACAGACAAUGCUAUGAAUUCUGCAAUCAAUGUUGGUGUGACAGCAUUUAACAUUGACAGUAUUGGUAUUAAAGCAGUAGUAAAGAGAACUGCAAAGGAAACUGGACAUGCUGUGUUGGAUGAAUAUAAAGUACUGGAUAACAAGAAGAAGGAUAAAAAAUGAAAGCAAAGCCUUACAUUAGAGAUGAAACUUCCUAUUUAGAAGUCACGACGUUGCUAAUCUGCAAUUUAACACAAAUCACACUGUACUUUUCAAGCAACUGUUACUUAAUUUGUUAUGAAAAUUUAAUAGUAGGGAGGGUAUUUACGUAAGGAAAAAUGAAAAUUGUCUUAAUUCCAUGAUGAGUAUUGAAUAAGGGUUUUAAACAACCAAUUCAGGGCUUUAGACAAUGGGACAGAUAAUGAGUUUGCAGUUAAUAAACUUGCCUCUUUAAGCACUUUUUCAAAAUAAAAAAUGAACUAGAUUAAUAUAGAAAUACUGUUGUGAAUAUUUUUUGAAUCCUUUAUAUUUGUAAGGAAGGUGGUGAUACAGAAACAAAUAGGAUUAAUAAUUGUGGAACAAGUAGGAUUUCUAGUUUCAUUUUUUAACUGUUCUGAAGAGUUAGUUUUACUAAACCAGCCUUGUCUUAUUUAAUAUGUACUGCUAAAAUAAGCUAUGUGAUUAAUUGUUUUGUAGAGAAUUUCCUUUUUUGGCUACCGAACACCUAAUCUUAUCCAAAGUUCAUGUUAGAAGAAGUGAAAGAUGAGCCUCAGGUAACUAGGUAGUUAUUCCCUUUAAAACUUUUUUUUUUCUUUUUUCUUCUAGCAUAUAAGCAAACCAAAGAUACAAAGCAUCUCUUCUAAAAGAAGGUAUUUACAACUGUAGAAAAAUGUGUUCUUUAGUUGGCUUCAUAAGGAAUAUACAAAGAUUUUUUUGAGAUUUUUAUGUAAAGGAUGAGUAUGUUUUUGCAUAAAUUAUUCUUCUGUGAAAACACAAAAUUCUUUAUUAUUCUAUAGAGGACACUAGGAACUUCUAUGCAUUCUGUAUUUUUCAGACAAUCCAGAAAGAUGCGGAGUAUAUACCAUGGCCUCCUAAUGGCAGAUAUAGAAUCACAGAACCAUAGACUGUUUGGGUUAGAAAGGACCUUAAGAUUAUUUAGUUCCAACCCCCCCUUUCAUGGGCAGGGACACUUCCAGGUUGCUCAAGGCCCUGUCCAGCCUGGCCUUGAACACUGCCAGGGAUGGAGCAUUCACAGACAACAUGUAUUUGCUUCAAGAAGUAGUUCUAACAGCAUCUUUAUUCCAUUAAAUUCAUAGUUGCACAAAGUUUUUCUUCAAAGGGUAUGAAGACAAGCCCUCUUAAUGGAGAGGUGUGUGGACUAGAAUAGACAUGACUGUGUAGGUUAUCCUGUUCCUAGUGCAGUGUGAAAUAACUCCAUAUGUAGAACCAUUCAAAUGCUUUCCCACUGUUUAUUUAACAGUUCACUGUUGAGUUUCAAAGCUGCUACAUAUUCUAAUACUGGCUGGACCUGUAGCAAGCAGAACUCUUAUCACUUUAAAACUUAUCUCCAUUUCAUGUAAAUGGAGAAAAAGCUAUAAUUUGUUGUUAGCAAAUGAUACUUGCAUAACAUUGGAAAAAAUAAAUAACAAUUAAUGCUAUUACAAUGAUAAUGCACAUUUUCUAGUGGCUACUGUAGGUGUGUACUUAGGGUGAGAAAUGUGAAACAAAGGAUCUAACCACUUGAAGUGUAAUGAUUUAUGGAAAUAAAGAUGAUAUCAAAGUUGGUUAA
Molecule: messenger RNA, 3644 nt
Organism: Melopsittacus undulatus (budgerigar)
Lineage: Eukaryota; Metazoa; Chordata; Aves; Psittaciformes; Psittaculidae
Gene: SPART
Product: spartin
Exons: 9
Coding region: 149-2038 (629 amino acids)
Biological process (GO): cell division; negative regulation of BMP signaling pathway
Cellular component (GO): plasma membrane
Source: RefSeq, a predicted model, not a curated record